This is a messenger RNA of Lynx canadensis (Canada lynx), 488 nucleotides long. RefSeq names its product ribosomal protein lateral stalk subunit P2 (gene RPLP2). Lineage: Eukaryota; Metazoa; Chordata; Mammalia; Carnivora; Felidae. Gene Ontology annotation, biological process: cytoplasmic translational elongation. The transcript is spliced from 5 exons. Gene Ontology annotation, molecular function: structural constituent of ribosome. The record is from RefSeq and is a predicted model, not a curated record. Bases 104 to 451 code for a protein of 115 amino acids. Gene Ontology annotation, cellular component: cytosolic large ribosomal subunit; ribosome.
GGGGCUUCUGGGUAGCGGAUUACCCCCGCCCCCCGCGCCUGCGACUUCCUUUCCGUCCCUGACGCCGCCGAGGUCGCACGCGUGAGGCUAGUCCGCCGCCGAGAUGCGCUACGUCGCCUCCUAUCUGCUGGCCGCCCUCGGGGGCAAUGCCUCCCCCAGUGCCAAGGACAUCAAGAAGAUUCUGGACAGCGUGGGCAUCGAGGCGGACGACGACCGGCUCAACAAGGUCAUCAGUGAGCUGAACGGAAAAAACAUCGAAGACGUCAUUGCCCAGGGUAUUGGCAAGCUGGCCAGUGUGCCUGCUGGUGGGGCGGUGGCCGUCUCUGCUGCCCCAGGAUCUGCAGCUCCCGCUGCUGGUUCCACCCCAGCUGCAGCAGAGGAGAAGAAAGACGAGAAGAAGGAAGAAUCCGAGGAGUCGGAUGAUGACAUGGGAUUUGGCUUGUUUGAUUAGAGUCCUGCUCUCCUGCAAAUAAAACCCUUUUUACGUA